AAGAACAUACUGUAUCAAACAAAAUGAAGGAGAGAGGUAUACCAGAUGCCUCUGACACUGAUACGCAACUUCUGGUGGAGGCAGAUGUUCAUCAGGAAGAUACUAGUUACAUACAGGAGGACCAGGAUGUUCAGGACGAAGAGCACAGUAUGAAUCAAGACAACGAUGAAACUGGCUCGAGCCCUAGCCCUUCGCCUUCAGCUGUAGAUACCUCAUCUGAGAACAGGCCUAAAGAUUCCACAAAAAAAAGAGGGAGCAGGCUUAUGCAUUCACCGAACAGAAAUGGUAUUGUGACAAUAGCUGUUUGUAUAUCAAAAGACACGGAGACUUCAAAAAUGCUGACAAAAAGCGCCGUCUUAUGGAAGAGAAAGCCAAUUCAUUUGAUCCUCUAUGCACUUUUCCAAGAUAUUAAGACAUCAGAUUCCAUGGCCAUACCCAGCGGUGGUGGUGGUGAUGAUGACGAUGAUGAGAAAGAGGAGGAGGAGGAUAAUCGUCAGGGAGAUGCUCCUCAUGCCAUGGAGACAGUUAGCACAGAUUCGAUCUCUGAUGAAGCUGGAACAAGGUUAAAGGUCAAGACCAAGAGCAGGCCAAAAUGCAAGGCUACUAAAACUAAAGAAUCUGAGUUACUGACCCGUGCCGAUGAAUUGGCCAAAAUCCGCAAAGAAAUGUCUCCACACGAGCAGCAGGAUGAGACGUACAUGGGGUAUAUGAAAACACAGAUACAACUUAUCCCAUGUGAAAACUGGUACCAGUUUACAAUAGACAACAUGAGGCUGGUACAAUCGUACGUGGUCAGACACUCUGCAUCAACUGGCCAUCAUGCAGCACCUAACCAGUCCGAAUUAUAUACUCAGAGUUCUUCUCAAGGUUACCGGAUUUUUCCGUCACAUCGCUACUCCUAACUCUUCACUCCCACGCCUAUGUCGCCUCAGUUGAGUGUGUCUGGAGGCUCUGAACAUCAGAAGCCCUACAUACAAUCCCUCUAUCGCUGUUUCCCGACCGGCACCCAAGAUUGCCGUCUAUCGCCAACUCCUACGUUUGGAAGUUUAUCGACCCAGGGGAGGUACAUAUCUAUAGAAACACCGAGCUCUGGUGGAUCCUUGGCUUCAUAUACGGCCACUAUGCCCAUUGACGUCGAGUCUACAGAAGACAUAUCCCCCACUUCAAAUUUGAGCCGAGCAAAAAAAAUCAAACACCAAUUUAGAGUAAAUUUUGGCAACUACAUUUAGAUCAAAGACCUUUUGUAUACUUCAACAUUAAAAUAUUAUAAAAAGUUAUGAAUGAUAGAUAUAUGUUGC
Anneissia japonica is the source of this 1298-nucleotide messenger RNA. RefSeq lists its product as uncharacterized. The record is from RefSeq and is a predicted model, not a curated record. The coding region runs from base 24 to 902 and encodes 292 amino acids. The transcript has 3 exons. NCBI's taxonomy places the organism in Eukaryota, Metazoa, Echinodermata, Crinoidea, Comatulida, Comatulidae.